Messenger RNA from Meloidogyne enterolobii, 1857 nucleotides. NCBI's taxonomy places the organism in Eukaryota, Metazoa, Nematoda, Chromadorea, Rhabditida, Meloidogynidae. The record is from the annotation of a GenBank genome assembly.
GGACAAAUUCAACUAUUACAUAGCUUUGUUUAAUAUUUGUGACUUUUAUUAUAAUAUUAUUCUACUUUUGGCACACACACUCAUUGAAAAAUGGCUAAAGCAGCGGCAGUAUACAAUAGAGUAAGAAAUAUGAAAUCAACUACCCCAACAUGUUUACCUCAUUCUGAAGCUUUUGUAGUUGGUGAUCGUCAAAAUUCCCCCGAAGAUUUGGUUUUUGAUCUUUUCAAAAUCCCUCAUCGAGAUGAGGCACAUGUGGGCAGACUUCUUUAUACUCUCAGGGGCUUUGGACUUACUUCUGAUGAUCAACGCCUAGCCCCAAUGCUAGAAAAAAUGCGGCAAUGUUUGGAUAUUGAAAAUAAUGCAGAAGCAACAACAACUACUGUUGAUGGAAUGCACAAAGUAACCAAUAAACAUGGUGAGGAAGUCCAUGGGGAAGAGCUUCAUUUUGGUAGACAUUUGGGCCGUGAACAAUUUAAAGCUUGUGUCCGUCCAUGUAUUGAUCUGGUUUCACGUGCACUUCGUAAUCAAUUAAUUAUACCCAAUUGGACAGAAUUUACUGCUAAAAUUAGAGAAAUUUUUGAAGAGUGUCGGUCAGAGGAAGGUGGAGAUGUUGCAACUUAUAUUCCUCAAUUGGCUAGAGCAGAUCCGAAUCGUUGGGGACUUUCAAUUUGUACAAUAGAUGGACAACGCUUUUCUCUAGGCGAUUCUCUUUUUCCUUGGUGUUUUCAAUCAGUCUCCAAGGCAUUCAAUUAUGCAAUUGUUGCCUCAAUUUUGGGUGAUUAUGUUCAUUCUUUUGUUGGACAUGAACCUUCUGGAAGGCUUUUUAAUGAAAUUUGUCUUGAUUCUAGUGGAAAACCUCACAAUCCAAUGAUUAAUUCUGGGGCUAUAAUUGUCACGUCUUUAAUGAAGAAAGGCUUGCCUAUGGCUGAUAGAUACGAUUUUGCAUUGAAUGAAUAUAAAAAGUUGGCUGGUGGAGGAUAUAUUGGCUUCAACAAUGCAACAUUUUUGUCAGAAAAGAAGACAGCAGAUAGGAAUUAUGCAUUAUCCUACUAUAUGAAAGAAAAUAAAUGUUUUCCUUCUGAUAUAGAAAGUAUUCGAGAUGAAUUGGAUUUUUAUUUUCAAUUGUGUUCUUUGGAAACUAAUUGCGAGGCUGCUGCUGUAAUGGCUGCUACUUUAGCUAAUGGAGGAGUUUGUUCAUUAACUGACCAACCAUGUAUUCAAAGUCGGGCGUGUCGUGAUGUUCUUUCUUUAAUGUAUUCCUGUGGAAUGUAUGAUUAUUCUGGACAAUUUGCUUUUGAUGUUGGGUUACCUGCAAAAUCUGGUGUUUCUGGUGGAAUGAUUUUGGUAAUUCCAAAUUUAAUGGGUAUUUGUUUAUUUUCUCCUCGACUAGACAGAAUGGGAAAUACAACUAGAGGUGUUCUAUUUUGUCAAAAAUUGGUUGAUAUUUUUAAUUUUCACAAUUAUGACUCGUUAUUGCAUGCUGAUUCAAAGAAAAUUGAUCCUAGAAGGCGAAUUGGAAAUAAGGAAACUGACCUGGGCCCUAUUUCAAUUGUCCACAGAUUCUGCGGUCUGCGUUCUGUGCACAGACCACAGAACCACAGAAAUUCUGUUUCAAUUAUUCCACGGAUUCUGCGGAAAAAGGAGUCCGCAGAUUCUGUGGAAACAUGCACAGAUUCUGUGGAAACAUCCACAGAUUCUGCAAAACAUCCAAAAACAUGCAAAAACCACAGAAUUCUAUUUCAAUUAUUUUUCUGUGCACAGAAAAAAAUCCACAGAUCUGUGGCUUUUUUAGUCGAUUCUGUGCAUUUCUGUUUCAAUUAUUUCUGUGGUCUGCGGAAAAUACACAGAAUUCAUUAA